AUGAUUUUUCGGUUCGGUUAUCCGAAAAUUUUUCUAGAACCGACAACCCUAUACCUGAAUAUUAAACCAAAAAUAAUUUUAAUAUUUUCUACAGAAUCAAUUUGGAGAAAGCAUAUUUUUGUUUUAUUUCAUGAUCGUUUAUGUUAUUUAAUCCAACCAAUUGAUGAUGAAAAUAAAAUAAAUAAUAAAUUAAAUAAUGUUAUUAGAGAGAAAAGUUUUGGAAGUCAAAAUGAUGAAAAUUUUAAUGGAGAUGAAUUGGAGGAAAAUAAUGGAGGGAAUAAUGGACAUAGAAAUAGCAUUACUUCAACAACAACAACAUUAUUAGUCGAAGAUUGUUCAAAUUGUCACAUAACAGAAGAAUGGUUUCACGGUAAAAUAGACAGAGAAGAAGCAAAGGAAAGAUUAAUUAAAAAUAAAAUAAAUGGAACAUUUCUUGUGCGAGAAUCAAAUACUUUUAUUGGAGACUUUACUCUUUCAUUUUUAUUCAACAAUGAAGUACAUCAUUGCCGGAUAAAAACAAAUAUUUUACCUGGAGGAGAAAAACGUUAUCAUUUAUUGGAUACUUUGAAAAAAGAAAGUUUAUAUGAAUUAAUUAGUUAUUAUAUGAAACAUUCUUUAAAUACUCCUAAUUUUAAGGUUUACCAACAAUGGUUUUGUUUAAAUUGUGAUACACAAAAAGCAGAGGAAUUAUUAACAAAAUUUGGAGAAGAUGGGGGAUUCCUUAUUCGUUAUAGCAAAAAUGAUACAGAUUCUUUUGUUUUGUCGUUAAGGGUAGAUUCAAUAAAUUGGCAUUUAAGAUUAAAAAGGGAAGGAAGAGUUUUUGUUGUUGGAAAUCAAAUAUUCGAGAAUUUGUGUCAAUUAGUUGAAUAUUUUGGAAAAAUACAAUUUUUUAGAGGAAUUUGUUUAAAAUAUCCAGUUAAUGAAGAAACGGUAAAGGAUAAAAAUACAAAAGAAAAUUUAAAUUCUUUAAAAGAAGAAGAGGAUAAUCAAGUUGAUGGCUGUUAUGUUGAAUUAAACGAUUUGAAAAAUGAAUUCCAAGUAGAGGCAAUAGAAUCAUUUGAAGAAGUUCAAUUUAUUGAAGAUUUAAUGUUAAAAGAUUAUUUUAAAGAAGGAAUACCUUAUAAUGGUAAAGCUUUAUGUUUUCCUCUUGGUGCUAAAAUUACUGUUUUACAAAAAUAUUUUUUAAAUAAAAAUGAAGAACAAAAAGAAAUAGAUAAAUGGCUAUAUUUAGGUAGAUAUAAUAAUGAGAUUGGUUGGUUUCCACCUUGUAGUGUUAAUGAGGUUUCUGAUGUUUCUUUUGAAUCUAAUAAUUCUAGUAGCGAAUUAAAUUAUGGAACUAUUGAAUUGGCUGGAACUUCUUUUGAAGAAAAUAGAGAAGAACGUCCUUAUUCAUUCAAAAUUUCUUUAACACAAUCUCAUUGGAAAGUUCGAGUUUAUAUAGUUGCUACAGAUAAUGAAGAGGAAUUAAAAGAAUGGUUAUUAAUAUGUCAACAACAAUCUAGACAAGCAAAUGAUAAAAUACAGCAAUUAAGGAAUAGGGAAAGACAAUUGAGAAUUGCUAGUCAAUUGUCCUGUUUAGUGGUUUAUUGUCAAGCUGUGCCUUUCAAUCCAGAUUUUAAAUUACAAGAUCAAAGAAAUUCUUUUUUUGAAAUGUGUUCUUUUAGUGAAUCAAAGCAUGAUAAAUUAAUAGAGAAAGGUUUACCUUUAUUUAAUCAACGUCAACUGUCCAGAGUAUAUCCACAAGCUAGUCGUUUAACUUCAACAAAUUUUAAUCCAGUACCAAUGUGGAAUAGUGGAUGUCAUAUGGUUGCUCUAAAUUUUCAAACUGGGGAUAAACCUAUGCAAUUAAAUUUUGGACGUUUUAAUGCAAAUGGAAGGUGUGGAUAUGUCUUAAAACCUCAAUAUUUAAUGGAUGAAACUUUUUGGCAAAAACAACAAAAUGAAUUAUUUAAUCAAAAAUUAGAGGGAGUAAAGAAAAAAUUACUUUGUCGAUUUUGCCGCAAUAAAAGCAAAAUACCUUUAAAUAAAGAAAAAGAAAAUGGAGAUUUACAAAAAUGUUGUUGUGACAAAUUAAAUUUAGAUUUUGAUGAAAAUUUGGAAGAAAAACAAAAAGAAAAUAAUUUAAAUGGAAUAAUUAAUAAUAAGGUUAAUAAUAAUUCCUCAACACUUUUUACUUCAAAUAGACCAAUUAUUUUAAUUAUUACAAUUAUUGCUGGAAGACAUUUAACUCGUAAAAGUGGUUAUGAUAAAGGGGGAAUUUGUUCUCCAUAUGUUGAAAUUGAAUUACUUGGAUUUGGAAAUGAUUCUCAAAUUCAAAAAACAAAUACUAUAUGUUCAAAUGGUUUAAGCCCUGUUUGGCAAGAACGCUUUUAUUUUAAAAUAAAAUAUCCAGAAAUGGGCCUUUUACGCUUUUUUGUUGAAGAUGCGGAUUUUGUUGGGCCUAAAACGGAUCCUUUUAUUGGCCAAGCAAUAUUUCCAAUUGACUGUAUUCGACCUGGAUUUCGUUCAAUUUCAUUACUUAAUCAAUUUAAUGAACCUUUAGAAUUAUCUGCUUUGCUUGUGCAUGUUGAAAUUCGUGAAUGGAAACAUUUUAAUACAACAAUAACAACCACAAAAUGUCGUUCAAAUUCACUUUUAGUUGCUGGAAAUUCUUUAAAUUUUUCUUCAAAAAUUUCUUCUUCAUCAUUUUCUGAUGGAAGUAAUUUAAAUAAUAAUUUAAUUGAGGAAAACCCUCCAAUUUUGAAUAUUCACCAAUAUUUACAAUUUGGACGUUCAAUUUUAGCUGAUUCUCAACAAGAGCAAUUAAUUGAAAAUAAUUCUUCUUUAGAAUCUUCUGGAAUGAUCUCAACAAAAGAAUUAAGGCAAACAAAUAAUUUAGAAGAUUAUACUUUUAGAAAUCCAACAACAAUAUCACCACCAAAUAAUAAUAGAAAUUCAGCUUUGCGUAAUGGAUCGAGUACUUUAAGAAAACUUUUCCGAUUGGGUCGAAAUAGCAAUAAUUAG
Molecule: messenger RNA, 3003 nt
Organism: Meloidogyne enterolobii
Lineage: Eukaryota; Metazoa; Nematoda; Chromadorea; Rhabditida; Meloidogynidae
Source: the annotation of a GenBank genome assembly